This is a messenger RNA of Prunus mume (Japanese apricot), 1699 nucleotides long. RefSeq lists its product as uncharacterized. Gene Ontology annotation, molecular function: ubiquitin protein ligase activity; zinc ion binding. The record is from RefSeq and is a predicted model, not a curated record. Gene Ontology annotation, cellular component: cytoplasm. NCBI's taxonomy places the organism in Eukaryota, Viridiplantae, Streptophyta, Magnoliopsida, Rosales, Rosaceae.
AUAUGGCGGGAAAAUGUCCUUACAGUCCUUACCACAUAUAAUAUCCCUAGCCCUCUGCCUCUUCUCUCUCUCUCUCUUCGAACCCCUCUCUUCUGCUUCAAUCUCACACCCACAUCGUCAUUCUCGUCUACGUCUGAGUGCCCUAAGACACCUGCCCCAACAAAUUGAUGGACAGUGCGUUUGAGGAUGAGGCUGAACACACCGUUUCAAUCCAAGAGUAUCUCAAGGAUGUUGAGGAUCAGGAACUGGAAGCUGAUUUGGUUUUGGGAGGCGAUGAAGGCAAGGAGUGUACCUACAAUAAUGGUUAUAUGAAGAGGCAAGCAAUUUUCUCAUGCUUGACUUGCACCCCGGACGGGAAUGCUGGGGUUUGCACAGCUUGCAGCUUGUCUUGCCAUGAUGGCCAUGAGAUUGUAGAACUAUGGACCAAGAGAAAUUUUAGAUGUGAUUGUGGAAAUUCAAAAUUUGGAGAAUUCUUCUGCAAGCUUUUUCCAAAUAAAGAUGUGGAAAAUGUUGAGAAUUCGUACAACCAUAAUUUCAAGGGUUCAUACUGCACCUGCGGUCGCCCCUAUCCUGAUCCCGAUGUUGAAGACCAAGUAGAGAUGAUACAGUGCUGUGUGUGUGAGGACUGGUUCCAUGAGGAACAUAUCGGCCUUGACUCUUCUGAUGAGAUUCCAAGAGACGAGGAAGGUGAACCUCUAUAUGAGGAUUUUAUAUGUAAGGGAUGCUCUGUAAUUUGCUCUUUUUUAAGGCUAUAUAGUCAAACCAUCUUGGCAGCAGGAAGCCAAAAAUAUUCUUCCGUUAAUACUGGCAAGGAUAAAGAAGUUUUGGGAGAUGUGACUUUAGCUUGUGGAUCUGGAAAGCUGGAGAAUGAUAUUUCUCAUAGUUCUAAUAACAUUUCUGAACCUGUGUCUGGUGAGGAGGGUUUGCUCGUUGGAGAAAAUUCUGGGAAAAAUAUAGGUUCUGAUCAAUGCACGACAGAUGCCAAUUCACAAGUUACUUGUGUUCUUGGAGUUAAUCUGGUGGAUGCUUCCCCUGUUUUAGAGUGUAAGCCAUUGUUUCUAUCAAAAAACUGGAGGGAUGCACUCUGCAGGUGUGAAAAGUGCAGUGAAUUUUAUGAACAGAAGCAUAUCAGGUUUUUGCUUGACAAGGAAGACACGAUUAUGGAGUAUGAGAAAAUGGCAAAGCAGAAGAGAGAAGAAAAAUUGCAGCAACAGGAGGGGGCUGAGUUGACUAUGCUCGAUAAACUUGGCCAUGUAGAGAAAAUAGAGAUUCUGAAUGGCAUUGCAGACAUGAAAGAUGAGCUUCGUUCUUUCCUGGAAUCAUUUGAUCCAUCAAAGGCAAUCACGUCUGAUGAUGUCCACCAGGUUUUUGAGAAUCUAGCAAAGAAGCGCAGGCGUGUAGAGUAAGUUAUUACUGCAUCUUUGCUGUGUUAACGUUAUUAACCUUCUAUGUUUGCUUUUGGAGUUACUUUCGGUUUCAGUAACAGUAUUAAAAGCCUUUGCACAUCUAGGCUGUUCUAAGUUUGAAUGUUCUACUAGUGUCAAUGUUACUACCUUGCAGACUUAUAUCUUAACCUUAUGACAAUAAUUUGAGGUUCUUAUGUUCAUUUGCUCGACAUGAAAUGUUUCUAUAAGCGACUAGAUCAUACAAUUCUGUAUUAUUAUGUUGCAAUCUAUGAGGACAAGGUACAUGUGUACGU